Molecule: messenger RNA, 3585 nt
Organism: Homalodisca vitripennis (glassy-winged sharpshooter)
Lineage: Eukaryota; Metazoa; Arthropoda; Insecta; Hemiptera; Cicadellidae
Product: enhancer of mRNA-decapping protein 4-like
Exons: 5
Biological process (GO): deadenylation-independent decapping of nuclear-transcribed mRNA
Cellular component (GO): P-body
Molecular function (GO): protein binding
Source: RefSeq, a predicted model, not a curated record
UCUUGUUGCAGAAACUUUGGUGAGCCUGAUGUGGAAGACUCGGUAGAGGUGUGCGCCACCGAAGUGUCGGUGACACCCAGCGCCGGCAACCAUGAAUCCGGUAGCUCCAAGGUGAAGGUACACAACAUUGUAGACUAUACGUGGGAGGAACGGUUCCACACGGGCCAACUGCUCGCUGUCCAUAUGGGAGGAGUCCUCAUCGCGUAUGGGAUCAAAGCCAUCAACAAGACCGUGGGUGUGGUGCGCGUAGUCAACAGGAAGACCGAUGAGAGGGCUCUCAUUAAAGGCAUGGAGGGUGCAGUGCAAGACAUAGCGUUUGCUCAUAUUCCCAAAGAGGUGAUCUUGGCGUGCGUCGACCACAACGGGAACUUGUUCGUUUACCGGGUGAUAGAGGACUGUAAGUUUCGGCUCACGUGCGAGCUACAGCUGCAUAUCUUACCCGAUGACGAGUACGUGCCACAGACCGGAGACUUCUACCGUGUAAUAUGGUGUCCGUUCAUACCAGAGCUGCCAGAUGAGAUCGAAGAAGAAGAUGUGCAGGAAGCAGCGGAGGACGUUGCAUGGCUCUUGGCACUGUCUCGGGGCAAGAAGAUGGAGUUGUGGAACAUCAAAAUGGUGACGAAAAGACAUUCCACGGGUCCUGUCAAGCCGGGGAUGGUCAAGAUGGGAUAUCUGGAGAUCAACGAACACCAGAAGCCCAUAGUGGAUGCGGCGUUUGCUCCGGAUGGAACAGCAAUAGCUACUGCUAGUCUGGAUGGUGAAAUUAAGUUCUUUCAAGUUUACAUGCAGAAUGGGAAGAAACCCAGGUGUUUACAUCAGUGGCAACCUCAUGGAGGAGAGCCGUUGUCAUCAUUGUUCUUUCUGGACAACCAUAAGAACUACAACCCUGACAUUCAAUUCUGGAAGUUUGCAAUAACUGGAGCGAAAAACAAUUCGGAGUUGAAGGUGUGGUCUUGUGAGUCGUGGACUUGUUUGCAGACUCUGGCGUUCAAAGUGAGGCCUGACAGGCCAAUUAAUUUGAACGCUUCUUUAGAUUUAGCUUCUGGUUAUUUAUUACUUUCAGAUUUCCACCACAAGAUCUUGUAUGUGUUACAGCUGUACACUAACAACAGUGAGACUUCGGCAGCAAUAAUUUCAAUUUCAGAGUUCCUACUCCCUUAUCCUAUUUUAAGUUUUGGAAUCGUCGAUGCUGGAAUCCAGCGUUUCAAAUCUGACAAUUUGGAAGAAAUUUGUAAUGAUGAAAAUGAUGAAGAAAGUGUGCUAGGAAUUCUAGUGAGAAUGUAUUUAGUUCAACCAAAGUCUCUUCAGGAUUGCCAAAUCGCUUUUAUUCCUCCUAAACCGGGAUCCUUCGAUAAGUCCACGAUCAAAUAUCAAGUCGACGAAACCGCCCAUGUGAAUGGAGAUUUGAGUGCUUCCAAUCCUAAUUUACAAGAGUUACCAGCCAACCACAGUUCCUUACACCUGAACCUCAUGACUCCAGAUGCUUUCAACUCACCUGUAAAACACGAAACAUCUGCUUCGUCUCUGAUCAAAGCACAUACAGAUGAGACUUCCUACUCGAACACAACGACUUUGGUCGCGAGUCCUCAUUCUGAAGAGACUGAAAAUAAUUUAUUAACAGGAGUGGACGGUAAUGUAACAGCGGUGUUCGGCUUUGCCAGUGGUGGAAGCAGUCCAAGUAGGGAGGUCCAAGAAAUUCUAGGUGAAACCAGUUGUUUCUACAAGGAGACUGAUGAUAUACCACCGGAACAAGAACAGGUGGACAUGCCUUCACCAAAAGAAAAGACUGUUUGGCCAGAAAUUCCGAUGUUAAGGGCGACUGAAGUGAGAAAGAACGAAGAGCAGACACAGAUGCGGAGAAGUGUGAACCAGGCAGAAGCCAGUGGAGGAGGAGAUGCUGAGGUCUGGAAAACCACUCAGCGUUUGGAAACAUCUGUAAGCUCGAUGAUCCAUAUCACAAAUUCUUUACUGCAAGCAUUUGAGGAACAAGCCGCUGAAGUGAAACAACUUCGUGAGGAAAUUCGCCAACAAAACAUGCUGCGAGAAAUAGAAAAAAUUAUUUCCCACAAUUCCCAGCAACAGAUGACUAUUUUAGAAAAAAUUCUUGCAUCAAAAGAAAAUAAACAUCAACAAGAAGCACUGGCAUCAGCUGUUUCACAAUCUGUAAUCAAUUUUCUCAAUAGCAAAGUUUUUGAGUCCGUUAACAAAGAGAUUUCAUCAACUGUUGUACCCGCAGUUAAUAACCAAAUAGAAUCCUUGAAACACCAAAUUCAUGUUGAGAUCGACCAAAAACUGAGUGCAACAGAUCAUCUGCUGAAAGAAAACAUUACGAAGCUUGUACACAGCAAAUCCGUAAUGGACGUAUUAAGCGCUGCAACCGUAUCAAGUCUCACCCCGGUGAUUUCACAGUGUUACAAAGAGUACUUUACGAACGUCGCUCUGCCCAGUUUUGAAAAGUCCUGUUCCACGAUGUUCAAUCAGAUCAAUGAGAUUUUCUCAAAGGGCUCCAAAGAGUUUGUCACCGCUCUGGACGCUCAGUCUCAACGCGUCGCGGAGAAGAAUCGUGAACAAAGUGUUCAACUGCAGGGUCUGUCGGACGUGCUCAAGAACUGUACGAUGCAGAUGAACAACGAGCUGAAGAAGUCGGUGGCAGGCAUCGAGAAGCAGGUGAUGGAUGCGGUUACGAGUGCCCUGACCUUGCAGCAAGCUGCGCUGGAGGGCAGCAUGUUUGCCGCAGUUAGAUCUCGCAGCGUCACACCGGCUCCUCAUAUCAUGGACACCAAAAUACAACAGUCCCAGAUCCUACAACUAGUCACCCAGGGACAGAUCAAUACUGCCUUUCAGCAGGCACUGUCAGCAUCAGAUCUGAACUUGGUGGUGUUUGUCUGUGAAAAAGUCAACCCUCAGCAGUUGUUCAGCCAAUCUCCUUGCCCUCUGCAACAGCACGUGCUCCUGUCUCUGGUGCAGCAGCUUUCCGCAGACAUGAACAACCACACGGACAUCAAACACAAGUACCUGGAGGAGGCGUUGAUGAACUUGGACAUAAAAAAUGCAAUGACACGAGAACACAUACCCGUUGUAUUGAACAACCUCCAGAGACAACUUCAGGCUUACAUUGCCAACAAUCCCAAUAACAGGAUCACCAGGAGUAUUAAGCUUCUGCUGCUGGCGUCGCAGGCAAUGCUAAAUGACUGUCGCUAGCCAUGGAGAUAUUGACAUGAGUCACAAAGACGCAACAUUCCAUCUUGACAAUCAGACGAUUCAGCUUGAGAGAUUUGUGAUUGAAAAUGUGAUGGUGCAAAACAAAUAAGGCUGCAGUUAAAUUUUAAUCUGACUCAAAUUUUACUUUUUAAGAAAUACACUUGUUUUUGUUGUUUAAUCUUUUAAGUAUUGAGUUGUUUCCUAACACACUAACUUAUGAUGACAAGAAAUGUAUUUAUUUGAUUUCAGAUUCCCUUUUUGUUUCAUUGUUUACAUGACCACCAUGUAAGGUUUGCACAUAUUAAGUCAGUAUAUAAUGUAAAAACUUUAUUACGAUAAAAACUGUUUUAACACGAGUUAUGAAUUAAAUAUUCUUUUACAUGU